This is a messenger RNA of Mizuhopecten yessoensis (Yesso scallop), 2358 nucleotides long. RefSeq names its product forkhead box protein D3-like. Gene Ontology annotation, molecular function: DNA-binding transcription factor activity, RNA polymerase II-specific; RNA polymerase II cis-regulatory region sequence-specific DNA binding. The record is from RefSeq and is a predicted model, not a curated record. NCBI's taxonomy places the organism in Eukaryota, Metazoa, Mollusca, Bivalvia, Pectinida, Pectinidae. The transcript has a single exon. Gene Ontology annotation, biological process: cell differentiation; anatomical structure morphogenesis; regulation of transcription by RNA polymerase II. Bases 210 to 1583 code for a protein of 457 amino acids.
UCAUUUGUAAACCCUAUCUGGUAUUUGUAAAGACAUUAGCUUGAGCAUGGACACAGUACGACAUUUCUGAAUCAAACUCACACCAGAGACGACGUCUGAUCCGCUACUCUGAUUUUUUACUUGGCUUAACCGGUAAAAAAUAAUUGGUGUUAAUUUAUAACUUGACGUGAAGAGACUUUACAUCAAUACGGAUUUAUAAAUGAUUGUGAAUGAACACUUGGAAAAAACCUGUUGAAAUGAAAUUUGACAUGGAUGGUUCAACUAUUGAAGGGCUUGCCCUAACACCGGACAACCAGAGCUUCUUACAGUCUCAUCUAAAACAGGAACAGAUGACCAACGACAAACUAAUCAAAGUUCAGGGAGAAAACGGCAACUGUUUGGACCCGUCAAUGAAAUGGUCAGCAAAGAGACAGUUGUCUGAUGAUGAAGAAGAUGACGACGACGAUGAAGAAAUUGAUAUUGAUGACAGCGGACGUUCCUUCAUGGAUACUUCGGCUUCCCCCGUAAUGUCGCCGGGAAAUUCAGAAAUUUUUGACCGAAGUGACGAAAAUCAUGUGGACAAUGACAGCGAUGAAAGUUCAAAGGAAAAUAAGAAACGAGAGAAAGGGAGCGUGGUUAAACCUCCGUAUUCUUACAUCGCUCUCAUCACCAUGUCAAUUCUCCAGUCUCCAAGAAAGCGACUUACACUUUCCGGGAUUUGUGACUUUAUCAAGAAUAGAUUCCCAUAUUAUCGGGAAAAGUUUCCAGCAUGGCAGAAUAGCAUUCGUCAUAAUUUGUCUUUGAAUGACUGUUUUCUGAAGAUACCUCGGGAACCAGGGAACCCUGGGAAGGGGAAUUAUUGGACCCUUGACCCGAGCAGUGAAGACAUGUUCGACAAUGGCAGUUUCUUGAGGAGGAGGAAAAGGUACAAACGGACGACGCCUGACGUCAUGCAACAGCCCACAGCUUUUAUGUCCGCGGGGGAUCCAUAUUUCCAUCACCAUAGUUUCCUGAACGCGCAUUACUCUCACCCCCAUCACCCCCAGGCCAUGGCAGGGACGGGUAUCCCUUACCCGUAUAUCUCACCCCUCAUGACGUCACACCUCUCCUUCUUCCCCCAGGGUGGGGAGUUGAGCACGAGACCGGCGUUACCACCUGCUUUGGCGCUGGGAUUCUCCGGCACGCUUCGGGAUUCUGCAAUUUCCAACCAUUUGGGCAGGGGUUUUAGUGCCCCAUCCCCACAAAGUGUGGCGUCCACGCCCAGUCCUGCGCUAUCCUCCACCUCCCCACCCAAGUCCGGGUUCUCCAUAGACAGUAUCAUGGGGAAUACAGACAGUAAAAAGUCAUCUUCAUCAUCACACUCAUCGCCGCCAUCAUCUUCCAGUGUGUCAUCAAUUUCAUCAUCUUUCCGACCGGCAGCAGGACUUUCGCUUUCCAGUGCAAUGUCCGGACUUCGACCUGGACUUUUGGACAUGGGGCGACCCACCACGAACUCUGCAUUUCUCGCACAACUACAAGCUUCUAUACCGAACUUAAACGCUCUCGAUAUCGAGAAAUACCGUCAGUAUAUUCAAGCUUGUGGUUUCACCAGCUGGCCUAGAUAGAAAUAAGGUAACAGAAGUUGUUACUUUGAAAGUAUUUCAUUUUCCGUCUUAUUAUUAUUAAUGUAACUUAAAUAUAGUUGUUAGUCAGUAUUCCUUUUAAUAUACCAAAGUAUGUUCAUAGUGAUAUUUAUAGCUGAUCUGUUUACCACGUGGAAGUGUUGUUGGGGGAGGGAAUCGUCCCGGUAGAGAGGCCGAACAUAUGUGAUACAGACAAUUUCAUAGAGGACAUGUUGUGUGGUGUUCCGGACCCCGUGGGGAGGGUGAACGCAAACUUAACCCCCGCAAACUCUUAUAGUGCCAUUUUAAUGAAUGAACCAGGUGCUGAAAUAUGGAUGAGAAGAUUUGAGAAACAUUUUAAAUUAUCGUGCUGAAAUAUCCAUUUCCUAGGACACCGUGGAAAUAGUUCAGGAACAUUAAUGUUACCGUGCUGAAAUAUGAUCUGACCAUUUUCCGUGCUUUAACAAAACUGUUGUCGGUGAAAUAUUGAUGUGGACGAUGUACAUUCAUCAAAGACAGUUCGUUAAUUACAAAAAGUGUUAUGUUGUCAUUCUAAAGUUGUUGUUGAACGAUUGUACCGACUGUGUAUGUAAGUUAUUUUACAGUUUAUUGUCGAAAUAUUAAUGAAUAUGAUUGAUAAAAAAACCCAUUGUCUUAUCGUUUUGUUUAAUACUGAAUUUUACAAGCAUCGAUUGCAUGUCUCGGGGAAUAGUACUUGUAUAACAUUUAUUCAAGUUCUCGGCUACAAAUGAAUUGCAUAUUUUUAGAAUAAUGAUAA